GACAGUUGUGCCCCCCCACCCCUGUUCGGAGAACCUCAGGAACCACAGCCUGCUCUCAGUGAACUCAGCCUGACCCAAUCAUCUCAGACAGAAGUCCUUCCACUCAUCUGGACCCGUCAGGAACUUUGUUUCUAUUCCGACCCGCUUCAGCUCUGAGAGGCAAUGACAGCGGAGAGCAGCAUGACAGAGGCUGGAAGUAAAGCAGCAGGAGAUGUUCUGUCAAAGCAGGAGCCGGAGGAGGAGAGGCAGGAGAACGGGGAGUAUAAAGUGGAGCUGGCGGAGAAAAGCUCUCCUCCUGCGGCGGAGUUCGUCCACCCGGAGGGCGGCUGGGGCUGGGUGGUCAUGCUGGCAUCCAUGUGGUGUAACGGCUCGGUGUUCGGCAUCCAGAACUCCUUCGGAGUGCUCUUCAUCUCCCUGCUGCAGGAGUUCGGCUCCGAGGAGGACAAAGACCUGCGCUUCAGAACCUCUUGGGUGGGCUCGCUGUCCAUGGGGAUGAUCUUCUUCUGCUCCCCCAUCGUCAGCAUCUUCACAGACAUCUUCGGCUGCAGGAUAACUGCUGUGGGUGGUGCUGCCGUUGCCCUGAUCGGCCUCAUGGCCAGCUCCUUUGUCAAGACCCUCGGUGUGAUGUACUUCACGUACGGCAUUGUGUUCGCCUGCGGCUGCUCGUUUGCCUACCAGCCCAGCCUGGUCAUUCUGGGCCACUACUUUAAGAAGCGACUGGGCCUGGUGAACGGCAUCGUGACCGCCGGCAGCGGCAUCUUCACCAUCACCCUGCCUUUCUGUAUGUCUACCAUGCUGGAGAAGCUGGGCCUGCAGAACACUCUGCGUGUUCUUUGCAUCCUCAUGUUUGUGCUGAUACUAGCCAGCUUCACCUAUAAGCCCCUGCUGCCAGCCAAUCCCACCGAGUCCCAAACAGGAAAAUUCAGCUUAAGUCGGAUCUUCAACAAGAACAUCUGGAAGUCUGUGGGAUACCGUAUUUGGGCGUUCGGAAUACCUGCUGCCCUUUAUGGCUACUUUGUUCCUUACGUGCAUCUGAUGAAUCACGUGCAGGAGCGUUUUGGAGAGGACACAAACAAAGAGAUCCUGCUCUUGUGCAUCGGCAUCACUUCCUGCUUGGGGCGGUUUAUCUUCGGCAGCGUGGCGGACUUCGUCAAGGGAUCCAAGAAAGUGUACCUGCAGGUCAUUUCUUUCCUCAUCAUCGGCGUCAUGUCCAUGAUGAUCCCCGUGUGCCAGAUCUUUGGAGGGCUGAUUGCCGUGUGCCUCCUGAUGGGGCUGUUUGACGGCUGCUUCAUCUGCAUCAUGGCCCCCAUCGCCUUCGAGCUGGUCGGAGCCAAAGAUGUUUCUCAGGCCAUCGGCUUUCUGCUCGGCCUGAUGUCCGUUCCCAUGGUUGCAGGUCCUCCAAUCGCAGGGUUCCUGAGGGACAAACUGGGAAGCUACGAUGUGGCCUUCUACCUGGCAGGCAUCCCCCCCAUCAUCGGGGGGCUGGUGCUGUGCCUUAUACCCUGGGUGGAGGCCAGGAACAAGAGGAAGCAAAAGGAGGAGGGCCUGAGCAAAGAGCAGGGCGUCAGCCAGAAGAUGAUAGAGGAUGAGAAGCAUCAGGAAGAAGCUAAGAACAAAAUAGGAGAUUCUGUUCUCUAAGGAACUCUAUAUGCCCCC
This is a messenger RNA of Cyprinodon tularosa, 1656 nucleotides long. RefSeq names its product solute carrier family 16 member 10 (gene slc16a10). The record is from RefSeq and is a predicted model, not a curated record. Bases 163 to 1638 code for a protein of 491 amino acids. Gene Ontology annotation, molecular function: monocarboxylic acid transmembrane transporter activity. Gene Ontology annotation, biological process: transmembrane transport. NCBI's taxonomy places the organism in Eukaryota, Metazoa, Chordata, Actinopteri, Cyprinodontiformes, Cyprinodontidae. The transcript has 6 exons.